AUGGAUCCGAUAUGUGUAGUUAAAUUUGAUGAAAAUGAAGUAAGUUUUGUUCCAGCAAGCUGCAUACACUCAUCAAAAAACGUGAAAAUAAAAGUAAACGGUGAUUAUUUAUUUGUUGACAAAAAUGAUAGACAUCGGCGUCUUCGAGGUAAACUCCUAUUUAAAGGAACAUUCGAGGAAUGCGAAGAAUAUUGUGAAGGUAAUACUUCUUUAACAGUUGAUAAGUCAACAUGGUUGGUUACCAUUGUCUCCGAAUCAAAUAACAAUAACAAAGUAACGGAAUGUACAACAUUUAAACAAAAAAAGCGAAAAAAUGAAUCAAACAAACCUGAGAUUAUUGGAAUGCAAAUGAAAACAAAUUCAUCAAUUACGAUUGUUAAGAAAUCAACUCAAAUUGAUAAAACAACACAAAACAAUCAACAAAAUGCAUUUGAUAAUCAGAAGCGACAAUUUAAUGAAAAUAAUACCAAUGAUGAACCUGAAUCAUCCGUUUCAGCUAUGGAAUCUUCAAUCGUUGUAGACCUUUCUAAUAACAAUUCCUUUGACAAUAAAAUGUCAUCGAAAUGUCCAGCUGAUUUAAAUCAAUCUCAACAACAAACAAAAUUAACAGGAGUUGAUCGACAAGAAAAUGACACCAUCUUUAAUGAUGAUAGUGCAUCGGAUGAUGAAUUAAUUUUACCUCGUCAUAUUCAAAUUGAAAUAAAGAGUAAUAGAAAACGAAUUAUUGAUCUGGAAAAUCAAUUAAAAGGAUUGAAACAUAUGUCCAUUCCAUUUUCAACAACUGAAGAAAGUGAUUAUUUGCGCCGUGUGUUGGCCGUUGUUGAUAUGCGUAAUGAAUUAACAAAAACAAGAGCAAUUAAUGUGAGUUAA
Molecule: messenger RNA, 870 nt
Organism: Rotaria sp. Silwood1
Lineage: Eukaryota; Metazoa; Rotifera; Eurotatoria; Philodinida; Philodinidae
Source: the annotation of a GenBank genome assembly